Messenger RNA from Dendronephthya gigantea, 2901 nucleotides. RefSeq names its product tripartite motif-containing protein 45-like. The coding region runs from base 112 to 1605 and encodes 497 amino acids. Gene Ontology annotation, cellular component: chromatin; nucleoplasm. NCBI's taxonomy places the organism in Eukaryota, Metazoa, Cnidaria, Anthozoa, Malacalcyonacea, Nephtheidae. The record is from RefSeq and is a predicted model, not a curated record. The transcript has 3 exons. Gene Ontology annotation, biological process: positive regulation of DNA-templated transcription. Gene Ontology annotation, molecular function: ubiquitin-protein transferase activity; zinc ion binding.
UACGCCAUAUUUUAUUAAUUUCUGUAUAUGUAUCUACUCUAGUAAAUUAUCAGUGAGGCAAAGCAAAGUUCUGGCGAAGUUGAACAUUCUUCUUCAUUUUAAUACGACUUUAUGGCUGAAUCAUUACGAAGUCAAUUUGAGGAACAUUUGAGAUGUGCUAUUUGUUUAGAGCAGUUGAAAGACCCAAAAGUCUUGCCUUGUUUACAUUCUUAUUGUCAUGACUGUAUUGCAAAACUUGAUAUGAAAGAUGGUGUGUUAAAUUGCCCAGAAUGUCGAACAACAGUUGAGGUUCCCAACCCCCCGGACGUCUCAUUCUUGCCUACGAAUUUUUUUGCGAAAAACCUUCUCGCAACUGUGUUGUUGGCUGCGGAAUCCAAUUCGGGAGAUAUUAUCUGUGAAAAUUGUGAUAGUAAAGAGCUGCCAGAAACUAGAUGUCGACAAUGCACACGAUAUCUUUGCAAAUUUUGCACUGAAGCACACAAACGAUUUCGGGACACAAAAAAUCACACUUUGAGCACAUUGGACGAGUUAAAAGAUAGCAAAAUACCCGUGAUCACCGAAACUGAUCGAUGUCCUAAGCAUGAAGACGAAGUUCUCAAGCUUUACUGCAACACAUGCCAAGAAACAAUAUGUCGGGAUUGUAUUAUUAUAGAUCACCAUCAACAUGAUUUCGUGUUUGCCCGAGACGUGUUUCAAAAAAAGAAGGACGAAUUGUUUGAGUUGGUUGGGGAGGUAAACGUGAAAAAGAGCGAGUUUGGGGACAACUUGGCUUAUCUUAAAGAAGUGGAAAACAACUUUCAUGAAGGCAAAGUCAACUCAGUAAAAAAAAUCCAUGAAUAUUUCGAGGGCUUGGGUGAUGUUCUUGAGAAAGAGAAAAAUAAAUAUUUGGAGGAAGCCGAGAUCCUCAACGUUGGCAAGAUAAAGCAACUUCAUGUUAAACAAGAAGAAUUAGAAUUGAAUAUUGCAAGCUGUGAGAGCGCUGUUGAAUUCACCCAGCGAGCUUUUAGCAAUGGAAAUGAUGUGCAAAUUUUGAAUUUAACAAAGUACAUGACACAGUGUUUAGAAAAUUUAAAGAAUGGAAAUGCUGAUCAGAGGUCAUGUACUGGAGAAAAAAUAGAGGUGAAUGAAUACUCGGAUCUCUAUGAUCGAAUGGUGCAAUUUCGUUUGAUUGAUUUUAAUGAUGACAGCCCAGAUAACUUCAUCGCCACCCUCACUUCACCUUUGACAGUUUCAGAGAAAGCAGAAGUAGUGAUAAAGAGGAAAGAUCCCAAUAAUUCAAUUGUGAAUAAUAGUAAAAUUGCGAUGAUACCAUGUUUUCAAGAUAUCGCAGUAAAAGAUGUUUCCAUUGAAGAUCGUGACGAUGGGUCACGUGCUGUACGUUUUACUCCACUGCAAUGUGGAACAUUAACAUUAGUAACGUAUAUGAAUGGUUCAUCCCAGGCUUGCCUCACGGCCACAGCAAUGGUUCAUGACAAAAUUGCCUCUAUCCGUAGCGAUUUUAUGCGGGAGUAUUUCGGCAAUAGACGCGACAGGAGACAGGAGCCUAGUGACGAUAGACAGGAGAUUAGAAGAUUUAAAGGUAGAGGAAGCGAUAGACGCCGAUAAAGAUUUUAGAUUUCAAGAAACGAAUCAUAGUAAAAUUCCCUUGUGUGAUAACAUUGUGCACUUUUUGACCUACAAAUGAAGUCUUCGGACUUUAAUGAAUUCCGACGUCUACACAUACUGCAUGGUAAAUUGCGCACAUCGCAAGUUUCACCCCCCAUAUAGUCAAUUCAAGACAUCUUAGAUAAGUUCUUGUGUAUACAUAUAAGUUCGCCUUGACGCAUCAUCCGUCUAUUAGGGUUGCUUUCCACUGUCGCGUUUUAACACGUACGUACACACACGUAAAAGUUUUUAAUUAUGCUUUUAAUUUUUUAUUAUUUAACAUCUAGGUCAACUAAUGCAUUCUAAAAUGCGUAAAAAACUAAGUUCUACUUAUUACUACAAAGAUUUAUUCACUUCGUUUUUUUAAAGAUAACUUAUAUAAGAAUUUAGACUUUGACGUGCGUAUGAAAAACGCGACAGUGCAUGGAAAACAGUCCUUGUAUACGGGGUGGGUACGAACAACAAAAUUUUCAUCAUAAAACGGCUCUUGUACACUCUUUUUACCACAUAAAUAAUUUCCCAAUUCCAGUGCAAUUUCUCAACGUGUGAUAUAUAAUACUGUAGAUCGUCUAGAUCGUGUGUUUAUACUCCAGACGGAUCAUCCGUCUCUAGUAUAAUUCGGGCCAAUGUCUGUUGCAUGCACUCAACAAGUAAAGUACUACAAUCUCAAGCUUCACGAAGAAAAUCAAGGUCUUCUUUGCAGUUAAUACAAUAGGAAAAUGCCAUAUUAUAAUUGAAAAAGUUGCUGUACAUGAUUUCUCUUCUGACUGUUAGUGUUGAGAAACAAGAUUAGUGACCAUGCAGUUGGGUCACUUGGGUGUACUUUUGAAUCCCUAGUUACUAAUGUAUUGUCUUUCUUUUUUAUCCUCGUUCGUUUUUUUAAAUCUUGUAAGUUGUAGCUUAAUAAUAUUUGUAACAUACUCGUAAAAUAGUUUAAAUGAAUCUCAAGAUAUCAGCGAUAGGCAAAUACUUAUUUUAGAUAGUUAAAUUUUCGGCUUCUUAUUUCCUCGUGGACUCUAGAUUUUUAGAAAAAUCUACUCUGUCUCGAGUUGUAAUUUUUGUAAUAACUAAAGAUUGUUUUCUUAUCGUUCGAAGUUGUUAAAUGGUUGCAAAUAAAAUGUUUAUCAUGCUCUCAAUUCCCAUCUCCCAGGCUAUCUCUUCAUUAAUGCUUACUACGUUACUGCAUUGAGUUAAUUGGAAAAAGAAAAUGUCGAGCCAAAGUCGAACCAAGAAUAUAAAGUUUACUUGGUUUAAACC